Porites lobata is the source of this 37135-nucleotide messenger RNA. Lineage: Eukaryota; Metazoa; Cnidaria; Anthozoa; Scleractinia; Poritidae. The record is from the annotation of a GenBank genome assembly.
CCUCAAUCUUACAAACCGCCACUUUUAGAAACGAUUUUUCCGGCGCGACCACAUUGCAUGCAUGUAUGAGAGGAAGGUCUGUGAGCUUAAAAUACUGGCAAGUGUUUGGUUAACGGGAACGUUUGAUAUUGCAGACUUUUGUUUCACUGCUGUUAGCGAAAGUUGCCUUUGAAUUUUUAUGAGUUGCUACUGUUGUUUUGGCGCGAGAUUUCGAGCGAACACGACAUGGCAUACGAGGAACGGCGAGUGAAAGUUGCGGUGGCAGUUCGAUCUUUAUCAGAAAAAGAAAGAACUGAAAACGAAGAAUAUGUUGUGGGGACGCAAGGCAAUGAAGUGAAAGUUCUUAACCCUGAAACUAGACGAGAAAAGUUGUUCAAAUUUGAUUACACGGUGAGUUAAUUCUGCAAAGGGCCUGACAUUUUCGUGGCAUAUUUGAAAUUCAGGGUUCGGCUCCGGGUUUGGCUCGGCUUAGCUUUAUGCUUGUAAACGGCUUAUCGUAUUGACCGCUCUCGCCAAGCAGCGCAUAUAAUUUCUUGCUUCUAAUUUCGUAGCAAAACUCUGAUCUUGAUUAAAAUAAAGUGAUGUUUUAAGUCAUUAACAUGAUUGAUAAUUUUAUCGACUAAUUAUUGUGGUGCUAUUGUUAUAUUUUGUCUCGCAGUUUUGUGACAAGACGAACGAAGACACCUUAAUUCCACAGACCAAUGCGAAGGUAAUUAAACGAUAAAGCUUUGGGUUUUAUAUAUUGGAUUUCGCGUUUUUUUUAAAUUUCAGACGAUGAAAUAACAUUAGCAAACACUGUGCUUAAAUAAUAGAAUGAGCUCACGCUGAGUUUAUGGUCUUCGCCCUUAGUUAAUUUUUGUUAACCCUGGUGAUUUUAAAGACUGCCGUGGACAUGUGAUAGAGAUUGAGGUGAAUGGCAGUGGCCAUAAAAAAAAGCGAUCAUAUCUUUCCACCGUUAACAUAAUUAAGUUACAGUAAUGUUAAAGGACAUCUUUUGUGAAUAAAUAUUGUAUCGCAUAUCCCUUGUUUCUGAUUUCCCGUUAAUUUUGCUUAGAGUGUAAACCGGAUACGCGAUUCAGUCGUGUUCCUAAAGCAAAACGAAAAUCUUGAAUAAACCGGAUGUUUCACAAUGUUUUUGUUAUUUCAUGGCGUGCCGAGAAAUUUAUCGAAUGCUUUAUCACGACAGGAAAGGCGAAGAUCAGGAAGUUUUGCGACUCACCAGAUGUACAUUAAAGCAAACUUUUUCACGGUAGUAUUUUAUCGCACACUCUCAAGAUCCGUGUAAUUUAAAGAUCGGGGUCAACUCCACUUCAAGCUGUUUGGGUGUACCGAACUCUUCACACAUAACGCGCCAAGAUAUCACAUUUUUCCUUUUUCGGUUUUUAUUAGUAAGUUACAAUUAUUAGUAUUGUGGUAUCUUUCAUAUAGCGCUACUCUUUGCUAGUCGUGGCUGAUUUGAAUAAAUCUUAGUUUAAUACGGAUUUUUUGCCCCUGUCAAGUUUUAGAAAGUAUGUAAAUAUUUUCUUUCACUUGACACCUCGAAAGAUCAGGUCCUAUGUGUCCUGAUUUACACACACCUUUGCCAAGUAAAUAGAUGUAAUUAAUGUUGGCAAUUAUGUCAGCCUUUUUGUCCAUAGUUAAUUUGUGUGGCAAUUGAACUCAAGGUAGUGUAGAUUUGCCUAGGAUUUUUAGAACCUAUGAAAGAUUUGUGUUAAUCAGGCACAAGAGAAAUAAUUUCAUUUCAUAAUUAUAUACUGGUGUGUGUAGGGUUUCAUAGUGUGCGACAAACAGAGACUGCAGGCUGGCAAGUAAAUGAAGUAAACAUUGUUCUAGAAUGCUCUAACAGAUUCCCUAUCCCUAAAUUAGACUUUUAAAUGACUUAAACUUUAGGGAUAGGGACUCUGUUAAAGCAUUCCACAACAAGGUUUUCCUCGUCUACCUGCAGUCUGCCUUUGUCACACACCGGAGGUUUCGUACUUCCUGUUUUGAAGGGGUAUGAUUUGACAGGGGUUAUGCAAAUUUAUUGAUCUUUCACAAUUUAGUAGCUGGAAAACCCUAGUUGCUAAGGUUUUAGGAACAUUUUCUUGAGGUCUGCACUUAGGCAGGGAUUACAUUAAAUUUUGAAGAUGUUAUCAUUUAAGCUGGCUUAAAGGUUUUGAUUUGAGACAAUUUCUGUAAGCAUUGAGGAAGUCCUAUCAGGGCUUAAACAUGUAUGUCCAUAGUCUGAAGUUUCACAUAUUGAGAAGGAAGCCAUCGCCCUUUCGGUAUUUUACUAUUGUAUUUGAGAUUUUUUCCGUCGUUGUCACAGUUUCAAUCCAGCUGUAUGUCACUAGUUGCCAUUUCAUGAUCUUUCAUCUGUGCUCAUGUUGCUGUUUCAAGGCCCAGUUGCUUGUUGGAGUUUUAUCCUAAGAAGGCAUUAGUCAAAGGAGCAAGCUAUUUUGAGCUUACAGUGUAAAUAGCGUAGUUACUAAAACAUGGAACGACCUAAAACCACCUAAAACCAUCUACAACCACCUACAACCACCUCACAAAAUUCAACAACCACCUACAACCAUCUACAACCACCUCAAAAACAUCUACAACCACUCGCAAACAAUCUAAAACCAUCUAAAACAAGGUAUAAAUGUCUGAAAUAAGGCGAGACAACAACAUGUCACAUACGUGAAAUACGAGAAUCGAACAAAACAUCCACUUCCCCCAUGAUAUGUCAUUUUCACCAGUCUCUUUUACUUUCCAAUCUUAGCAUCCGACCCCGGCCCACACUUUUCUCCACUAGCCUCUUUUUUUAGUCCUAGCCUCCCCCCCCCCAUUUUUUAGGGUGAACUAAAAUGUAGUCCCGCAGAAUCCUUUAGUCUAGUGUGAACGUAUCUCACCUGUAGAGCCUGAUUUUAUACAGCUAUUAACCCGUUUACAGUUGCAAGAAUUAGAAAACAUUAUAUAAUGAUAUUUGACAUUUUUUUCAGCAAAAUGAAUCAAAACGUUCAUACCAGUAACGGCCCUUGGCAGGGAGGGAACACCCGAAUAUGUGAUCCAAAUUUUUCGUUCCGUUUUAGCUCGUAAAGUUCCAGCUACUCUAGCCUGUGCCAGGCUCUCAGAUAGUAUAGUGGGGACGUAUUUACAACGAGCAAAGUGAAAAUAAGAAGCGCGCAUAUCCCAUCACUCCCAAGAAGAGUUGGGUUCCAAAACAUAAUAAAGGUAUUAAAAAUCCAGGUAAAUUACUUUAAAUACAAUCAUUCACUAUUAAAAUUUUUCAUACCAUUUUUAUUAAUUUAGGCUCGUCUUAACUUGUUUUCUUCUGAAUCCAUUGCAUUAUAGAUUUUUUUUUAAUAACAUUUUUAACAAUGAUUACACCUACUAGUCUCCGUUUCCUGUGUUGUGAUGCAAGGAUCGGGAGUUUAGCCUUGCAUGAUGACACAGGAAACGGGUGUGAAAGACACUAGGGUUCAUCUAAAGGAGUCAUCUGGAAUGUACAGACAUGUGCCGAUGAUAAACAGAUGCUAAAAAAAUUAAUUUGCUCUUAGGAAUGUAAUCCGCCACCUCAGAACAAAACAGCAGUGAAGCAGACUCCGAGAGAGAGAGAAACCCUACCUUGUGCCAUUACGCAAAAAAUGAAACGUGAACCAAAACAUCUCACUGGUACCCAGGGUACAAAAAGCUUUUCGACUACGAGUUUAUUAUUUUAUCUUAUUAUUUUUUGUGACUUGAUAGUUCAUUUUGGAAAGUUCUUUAAAUCUUUUAAUAUACUUAGCAUGAUCUCGCAUUUCAUUUUGUUACUUAAGCCAAUGUUUGAUGAUACAAGGGACCAGGCAGAGUAAGAUUUUGGGGGGAAGUGGAUGUUUUGUUCGAUUCUCGUAUUUCAUGUACGUGACAUGUUGUCGCCUCGCCUUAUUUCAGACAUUUAUACCUUGUUUUAUAUGGUUUUAGAUUGUUUGCGAGUGGUUUUAGAUGUUUUUGAGGUGGUUGUAGAUGGUUGUAGGUGGUUGUUGAAUUUUUUGAGGUGGUUGUAGGUGGUUUUAGGUGGUUUUAGAUGGUUUUAGGUGGUUUUAGGUCGUUCUAUGUUUUAGAAAAUACGGUGUAAAUAGACUUAUUUUCACUGCUGGAAACUGUCAUUGUGUAUGCAUGAUUACGUAAUCAUAAAUAAAAUUCUGGAGCAACCCACGGCGUGACAUGAUGUGUGAUAUGCAUGACUGUGUAAAUUAAUGUAUCUGAAAAGGACUAGAAUCCAAAGUGAACUUUAUAAAAGAAGUAGAAAGCAGCAGUACCCAGGUCAGAAAAAAAGGAUAAAAGCCAUCAUAGUGCAUUAAAUUUGGUAAUAUUGUCUAAUUAUAUGAAAAAUACUUUAUUGUGCAAGAAUUUCCCAAAUCUCCCCAACUAACCUGUGGUGUUUUUAUACUGUUCAACUGAACCCUAUAUUUUGAGCAGUAUUUUUUUAUGGCCUUUGUUUUGUUUGAAAAGUUGGUUCUAAAUUUUGAGCAUGCUAAUGAAAUUCUACGCAGGAUCUCUUCUGCAUUACAAUAUACCUUUCAGGGCCUAAAAAAAAUCCUGUGCAGUAGUCUGGGACAAGAAGAUUUUCUUGCUGGGCAAGUACACUUACUUUCCCAAUGGGGAAGGUUUCAGGCAAUUAAUUCUCUAAACAAAUUAUUAAGUAACAAAGAUGGGCAAGAAUUGGUCGUGGGCAAGCAAAAUGAUUGAGUUGCUUCCAAAAGAACAAGCUAGAGUUAUUCAAUUUUAAGCCCUGCCUUUAUAUGGUACCAUUACCACCUCUGGGAGAAAAAUGUGAAUAAAAGCAUACAGUAAACUCUGUUUAAGAAGGUUUGUUUCAAGAAAGGUCUCCUCUGUCUUAUAGAGUUGUCCAGAGACAUUAAUUACAAAAGUGUAUUUUAUUUAUCAUUUUUAUAAUAUUGUUUAUUUUUAACUUAUUCUGAUUCAUGUACUGUAAUAGAUCACCACGCCUAUAAAUAGUUAAAAUGGGAUCAAGUUAUAAAUUGGAUCAAUCUAUUCCAGUUCAAAUGCCUUUUUACAUUUCUAUGAUGAUGGUGCCUUUUUUUUGCAGGUUUUGGAAGAGGUUGGCCAGUUUGUACUCUCAUCAUGUUUUAGUGGUUAUAACAGUUGUUUGUUUAGCUAUGGGGCAUGUGGCAGUGGCAAGACGCACAUCAUGUUUGGAACAGAUAAAAGCCAAGGUCUCAUGUCAUGGAUUUGUGAAAACCUUUUCAAAAGAGCUUCAUGUUAUGAUGAUGAUACAUCUUUCAGAGCUGAAAUCAGGUAUAAUUUUUCUUUUACUGUUAUAAGGGGUUGACUUUAUGUACAUGGAUUGGAGAAAAAUUUAUUGAAUUUUCUUUUAUGGGAAAGUCCUUACAUUUCAGUAUAUUUGCUCUCUCCUUUUAUCAGUAAGAAAGGUUUCCUCUUGAGAAAUGUCUGCAUUUAUCAGUACAACUUGAUAUCAUGAUUUUUUUGUUGAAAGAUUACAUUCCCCCUACCUCUAUUACUCGAUUGAGCACUGUACUGUGACCAUAAGCAGCCAUCUUGGUUGCAAAUGUGCCAAAGGGACAGGCAUACAGAUAUAUAGCAUCAUUAAGGAAAAGAAGGCAUGAAGAAAUAUGAAUUUUUGCACCACUAUUAUAAUGGACAUAGACCCCAUGGAUACUCUUUGUUGGAAUUUGUAACGAACGUAUACAUUCUUGAUGGUUACAAAUUUACCAAGAGCAAGCAUCCAGGUGUAUGGCGUCAGGGAAGGAAGCAUAUUAAAAACAAGGAUUUUUUUUCUACUGUGACCCCAGAUGGAUAGUCUUUCCAGCUAGCAGUUUAAUUACACUAGGUAACUUCUGAGUGGUUACAAAUUUACAGUCAUUUGCUAAGGGAGGCGGAAUCUAGGUGUAUAACCUCAGAGAAGGAACAGAAAUUUUGCUCCACUCUGCACCUAGCAGAUACUCCUCCUUAGGUUGAACUUGGUACACUUUGAAUGUCUGCAAAUUUACCAAGAAGGCACUGGUGUCCAGUUGUAUAGCAUGGGGAAUAAAAGCAUGAAAAUAGGAAUUUUUGCACUUAUUCUACUCUGUCAGUCCCAAAGUGGCCAACAUCAGUAUCAGACAAAAAAAUUCAAAUUUUGGUUUGUACAAUGCCAAAAAAAAGUACUUCUUGAAGAUGCCAUACACCCGGCUGUAGUACACUGAGUUCUUGUAACAGCGGCAUUUUUUGUUUUGUACAGUUUUCUUGAAAUACACAAAGAAUUUGUGAAGGAUUUGCUGGGAAGAAGAAGAAACUGGCAGGACUCAUUACGAAGUAUAUAAACUUGAAUGACUGAUAUACUUGUUGCCUUGCAUUGUAUAGUAAAAAUUAUUGGUUCUGCACUUGCAGUUAAAGAUGAUAAAUAGAACUGUAUAUUUUUGGUCUUUUGAAAACUUACAUCUGUUUUGCUUUCAAAUUUAGCCAUUUCUUUAUCUGAUCAGAUGUUGACUUAAGCAGCUUUAAACUGGAAAAAGAAAUUGUCAACCCUUAGCAGACUGUCUUGUUCAGCAAAACUACUUUUUGUUAACCGCAUGAAUGCAUUUAGACCUAUUCUCCAAAUAACCAUUGUACUAAUGUACAAUUACAGAGUGAGAGUUUGCAAUUGGUCCAGUUUGUACAAGAGACUGAUCACCUGACUUGAUAAGCUUGAGUAAGCAUUCCUAUAAGCUUGUCUGCUAAUCAUUUAUUUCAACAUAAAAAUGCCAACAGUCAAAUUCAGUUCAUCAUAUAAAAGACUUAAUUGUCAAUUUGAGUGAAUCUAUACACUACACACUGAUUAGCAGAGAGAUGUUGAAAAGCUUGUCCAAACUCAUUCACAUGUAUCCUCUCUCUCUCUCAGUGUAUAGAUCAGAAGUGAACAAAGUUCUGAGGGAAGGGAGUGGGGACUACCCUGUGUAUAAGUUUCCCCACCACUGAAAAAAAAAUGGAAUCAAUCAAUAGGAAUCAAUGGGAAUCAAUGGGGGAAAUAAGCAACCUUCUCAUGGAAAAAAACUUCCAAGAAACAAGCUUGCAAAAGUUCAUUGUUGGGUCAAGCAAAACAAGAUUCAGUAUCAAAUUGGAUUCUCAUCUCUUUCUCUAGAAUCUACAAUGUAAGAUCAGGCUCUAUUUUUCUUUCACCUGGUGAAUAGAAUUCCCACAGGCAAGGCGAAAUGAAAAGCUGAUCUCAGGUUACCUUCUCUUGUAAAUACUUUUAAGAUUAUUAUUUUAAUAGAAAUAUGCAUAAUUAUUGUGCUUUUUUAAAAUUUACUUUCCUUGCAGUACGUGAGCACCGUGAAUUUGGUGUGUAUGUCGACAAAUUGACAAAACAUAUUGUUACAGAUGUUAGUGAAGUUUUUGGAUUGAUUGAUAAAGGGAAGAAAAAUAGGUGAGGUUUUUAGCUGUCUACUGUAACAAAGGUUGAGGUCAUUAGCUCCCAAAUAAGAGCUGGAGUUUUGUCAAGGAUUUAAGUUUUCUUUUCAUCACUGACUACUGUACAAACCUGUACAUGUGACGUAUCUUAUUCACCCGAGUAUACAGCUGUAAGUAAAUGGCUGUCCUUUGUUGAAGCUCGUCACAACAAUCUUCUAUUUCUAAGAUUUUGUUUAAGGUAAGGUUUUUUCUAUAAAGUUUAUUCCGCCAUUGUAGACUCCUCGAAUUGUUUUUACCAAGAGAGAAUAACAAGACAGAGAGGUAAACGCCCAGCCGAGCCCUUGGGAUUUGUGCAUUUUAGCCAAGUUAUUUUUAGACCAAUUAAACGCUUGUAAUUUAUCCGGCGGAAGUUGGUUUCCAGGGAGGGCCACAAACUUUCAUUCAGUUUUGUCAAGAGAGAGUUCAACAGUCGCUGAUACAAUAUUCUGCAUUGUUUUGUUUGAGGCAGUUGCGCGUGAAGUCGACGACAUUUCAAAAAAUCGAUCUUGAAAUGUGCGGACGUCCCAGUAUUUAGACUUCCGUUAAAUCACAACCUCUUAAAAUAACUGUAGUGAAAUUCACAUAUCCCGGCCAACGCUAUAAGAUUCCCUUUCUGCCCCAUAAUUCUUGCUUGUGUCAGCACAUGUUCCUCCUCUACCGCAAAUGUUUUCAAAAGAAAUUCCUCUUGUACCACGCUCUUACAGACUGUCGGAACACUCACUCACAGUCCCGAGGGACGGGUCUCCGAUGUUGAUGUCAUUGGUUCAUUCCUACAAUCAUUUAAAUGUACAUACUUUUCACUGAAAAAAAAAAAACAUUAAUAAUAAUUAUAAUAGUAAUAAUAAUAAUAAUAAAUAUAAAUCAAUAAAAUAAUCGAAACAUAUUUGAACAUACAUGUGCUUCUACGAAUCUGACAGAACAUUUGUUUCAUUUUUACAGAUCAGUUUGUUCAAGAGCGUCAGAUUCAUUUUCCAGUAGUUCGCAUACAAUCUUUACCAUAAGGUUUACCCAGGUAAUAACAACAAUCAAAUACAUGACUUUUUUUCCUGAGUUUGAGGCGAUUUGUAUUUACAGUCAACUCGCACGUUGCUGUUUCGAGGAAAUAUUUAAUAUUCUUGAUAUAUUUAGGCACGUCUUGAAGAAAAUUUGCCAAGUGAAAUUGUCAGUGUGAUUCAACUUGUGGAUUUAGCAGGAAGCAAGAGCAUACAUGACGAGGUAAUUGAUAGUUACAAAUGAUUUGCCUUCCUUGCAAAUGAGAUAUGUCCGGAGUUAGGCGCCAUUCUGGUCAGACAAUAUGAAAGUGUGAUUAUACUCAAUCGAGAAUGCCUCAUGCGUCGUAAACGAAAACUAUGCAUGGUAGACAAUGGUAGACACAAGUUUCGCAGGUACAACAACAACAACAACAACGUUAGCAAGACUACCAUUUUGUACUGGUUAAAACCAGAAUUACACAAAGUAAUUUUCAUCCGGGCCUUUACUACUGAUUACUGCCAUGUAUUCUCUCCGAUAAUCGUGGCAGUGACAACAGGCCCUUUGUAACAAGUCAUUCACGCAACAAACGCCAAGCUGAAGAGCAAAGGAAGCACCGGACAAGACCAAGCAAAGAGCUCGUAUCGUUUAAAAUAGUAAUUUCCUUUGUCUGUCUCUUCUCCGUGCGUCUCUUUUUCUCCAGUAUGACGGUCUUCAGUGUACCACGUGAAUGACCAGCUGUAUUGGGCCUAUUCAUAAGUGCUCAAGGUAGAUUUUGUUCAUCAGCAAAAUGAUAGUCUAUGCUACUGCUUACCUUUGUCCGGAAGGCACUGCUCAACCACAGAUUUCGUCGGGUAUGGGCCAAGUCCUUCGUGGUGAAGGAAUGCGUGACAGAGGCACGAAGCCCUAUAAAGAACGUCUGCGAGGGAGGGUAGGGUCAGUUUUAGUUGUACAUUGAUCAAUAACCAACUGUUAUCUCAUGCAGCUCAGUUUGAGCCGUAAUUGAUGAAUAAACUGUUUGUUUCUAUGUUGCUCAAAAAUCGAGGUGUUUCUGUUUUAAUUUUUAUGUUUAAGUGUUCUGACAGCUGUUCCACUUCUGAUGGCGACAAAUCUCUGAUGACGCUGGAGCGGGUGAUGUCUACGUUAGCAAACCGCGGCUCAAACUCGUCAACGUCCGGCCCUCCCGUCCCAUACAACGACUCUGUAAGUAUAAAAAAAAUUCCCAUUUAAAAUAUGAAAUGACCAUCAAUAAGAGAUUGACAACUAACAUCACAAACUUUAGUAUUUUUUAGAGACAACGAAAGAAUUAUGGGAUGUGUUUUGUUGAUGUGUAAGAUGAAGCUAGCUUAUUGGUGGAAAAAAGUAUAAUGACAUGAAAACUGUUUGAAUGAAUUGCGUCAUGCACAGUCGUACCAACUCGAGUCACCUGAUGAUGCCUUUUGGCUUAUGAAGGUGCCCAAUUUAUGGCGUAUUCAUUUUCUCAAGUCCCAGCUGUAAUUACUGGUGUUUGAUGUUAUGCAGAUUUCGCCUUGCACAUUAAAAAUGGGAGUGAAAGGGCCGCAAAAUCGUGCACCUUGUUUUGCAACUUUCCUGCAAAACGAGUUGAAUAACGAUGUUGCGUGUUUUACCACCCACGUUCAAACCUGUAUUGCGACAAAGGAGGUUGUUGCAGGUUGCGAGAAGUUGUUGCAGAAAGUAGAGAGUAGUCCUACUUUUUGCAACAAAAUCUGUACAUUGUACAUGUUGCGCGUUUUACCGGUUUAAGGCAAACUUGUUUUGCAACAAGUGACAUCCAAGGCUCGUCAACAUGGCGCUGUUUGUUAUUGCCUGUUUUGCUUUGGCCCCUAGUUUCCCUUCUUUUUCCUACACUGGCUGCAGCACUUUGCACCCGCGCUGUACACUAAUCACCCGUGGCUUCAUUGUGGACGCCAGGAAUUGCGAAAAACAGCGAAUAUUGCAACCAUCAACUCCGUUCAUGACUUUUUCCCCUUCUAUUGUUUAUAUUUGUUUAGCUUUGCCUUUAUUUUUUAACAUUUUUUCACGUACGUUUGUGUAGGUAGCUAUACUCUUGUUUUCGUGUUUUAUUUUUAUCACCCCAACCGCUCUCGCAUUGCCGAACCUUAAAAACGGCCCGUAAACAAAACUUUUUGUUUUUUGUCUGGCGCCAGUCGAUAGCUGUAUUGUUCGCAACUUGAUUUAAAAGAAAACCUCAAUCCUUUGUGCAGACAAAACAGAAAAGAAUAGGAUAAUCAAUGAAAUAAAAACAGUUGUGUUCUUGUGUCAGGGAGCUUAGGGUGGCUCGACUGGAUUUUUUUAGGGCGAUACCUCCCAAGUUUGAGCCUUAACUACGUCGGCAUGAGUAAAGAUAUCGAAAAAAAGUUACCAGAACUGUAUUACAUAAAGAUGAAAAUUUCUUAUGAUCUGGGUUUUAUUGCAAUCGGAGUCGCCAUGGCAACGUAAUGACGCUGUUACGUUUUUCAUUUAUCCUUGUGUUUCUCUGUAUCAGGAGUUUUUUGAAGAAAUCGCUUAAGGGAGUAUGUACCUGCUAUAAUUGCCUCCAUUAUGGCAAAGUUUGAAGAAAUUCUAUGAGAGCGUUUUCGAAAUACUUUGAAAUGCAGUUUUAAGAAUCAUCAAAACAGUGAAAUAGCAUGCUAGCCGCUCAAUUCGCUAAUAUUUUAAGAAAAUGACAAGCUUUGGGAACGCGGCUUCAUCUCAUAGUGGAUUGAUUCCAUUGAAAACUGCAUGCAAAAAAAGAGGGGAAUUGCUCUGGGCGAUCGCGAGUAAGAAGGAUUUUAUUAACUUGCAUUCAACUGCUUUUGAUACAGUUUUUGGAGGUAAUUUGGUCUAUGCCUAAGAAUUUCGCAUUUUUCCAAAAACCGCUCGAUAAAUUUUUUUAUAAAUUCGACAAUCCCGAGAUCAAUCGUCAAGAAAUAUUCCCUCCAAGUUUUAAGAACAUUGAAAACAGGGAAGGCUUUUAAAUAGGGCCUCAAAUAUAGCCAAUUUUCCCCCCAGAUUUUGUGUUUACAAGCGAGCGUCCUCGUUAUUCACUGGCAUUGUUUUCAAGUUUCACAUACACGUGCACAUUUAGCAAAAAGAUCGAAUUUGCAUCAAAAAGGACCCUCAGUUAAAUCUCCGGGAUAUGCUAAUUACCGGGUAAAGAGGUUAGUGAUACAUUAUAACAUCAGAGCAACUCUUUGUGAGAGUUUCUGUGAUGUUAUAACCCGAGUAAGAUAAUUAAGUAUUGCAUCCUACACGAUGAGCCGUGACGUUCACCGUUUCGGCUCUCACUGCUAUCUGUGACGACAAGCCAAUUAUUAGCAUAUACCGGAUAUUUCUUCGGAAAGUAAUCGAGAGUUCUUUUUGAUGCAAAUUUAUAUCUUGCUAGUUGUGCACGUGCAUAUGAAACUUGAAAACAAUGCCAGUGAAUAAUGAGGACGCUCACUUCUAAACACAAAAUCUGGGGGGAAAAUUGGUUUUGUUUGAGUCCCUAUUUAAAAGCCUUCCCUGUUUUCAAUGUCCUUGAAACUUGCAGGGAAUAUUUCUUGACGAUUGAUCUCGGGAUUGUCGAAUUUAUAACAAAAUUUAUCGAGCGGUUUUUGGAAAAAUGCGAAAUUCUUAGGCAUAGACCAAAUUACCUCCAAAAACUGUAUCAAAACCAGCUGAAUGCAAGUUAAUAAAAUUCUUCUUGCUCGCGAUCGCCCAGAGCAAUUCCCCUCUUUUUUUGUAUGCAGUUUUCAAUGGAAUCAAACCACUAUGAGAUGAAGCCGCGUUCCCAAAGCUUAUCAUUUUCUUAAAAUAUGAGCGAAUUGAGCGGCUAGCAUGCUAUUUCACUGCUUUGAUGAUUCUUAAAACUACAUUUCGAAAUAUUUCGAAAACGCUCUCAUAGAAUUUCUUCAAACUUUGCCAUAAUGGAGGCAAUUAUGGCAGGUACAUACUCCCUUAAGCGAUUUCUUCAAAAAACUCCUGGUACAGAGAAACACAAGGAUAAAUGAAAAACGUAACAGCGUCAUUACGUUGCCAUGGCGACUCCGAUUGCAAUAAAACCCAGAUCAUAAGAAAUUUUCAUCUUUAUAUAAUACAGUUGUGGUAACCUUUUUUCGAUAUCUUUACUCAUGCCGACGUAGUUAAUGCUCAAACUUGGGAGGUAUCUCCCCAAAAAAAUCCAGUCGAGCCACCUUAAGCAACGACGACGGCGACGGCAACGAGGACGGCUAAAAAGCAAUAGGUUUAGAUUGGUAAACAGCAACUCUGCACGUGCAUCACGCUUUUUCGUACAUUUCUCUGCCGUCACUGCACUACUACAACGUGAAAACGCCUAAACUAACGUUUUGUCGAGGACGUGAACACAAGAAAACAACUUUCUUUUUCUUUUCCUGAACUUUGAUACAGUCUUUUAGAAUUCAACUACAAAAAUAUUUGCAAACAUUUAACGACUUAAACGACCUGGAAUAAGCGUGAUAAAGUUUGAGGCAACGCGAAUUCUCCUUUUAAGUGACGUUUUCAUAGCUGUCGCCGUCGUUGCUGCUUAAGCUUCCUAUUAUUGAGAUCAACACGUAUAAGUUUGUGUCUGCACUAUGCCGGAUAGUUUUUCGUGCCAACAUGUAAAGCUGUCCGGUAAAGUACGAACGGCAAAGGUACGGAAGUGAAACAAGUCGUACACACACAUCAAACAUCGUACGGAGCGGUUGGCGGAGAGAGUUUGGUGCACUUGAUCUCAAUCCUCACUUUUGAAUAUUUACUUCCGGUUCAGUGGGUUUCAGUCCUCGCUCCUACUCAUUUUACUUCCGCUACGGCCCGAACACCCGUUUACACUGCGACGAAGAAUGGCAAAACACACCAAAAUCACCGUUUCUUGUGUGUGAACUACGGUCCUAUUCGGUAUGGUUUUUGUGUUGGCGUAAGAGCUAUCUGGUAUCGUUAUAGUGUAAAAAUGGCAUAAAUCAGUAAUUGAUUUUUUUUCUUUUUGUUGUAGGCGCUGACUUGGAUAUUGAAAGAUUGUCUUGGUGGAAACUGUCGAACAGUUAUGCUCGCUGCUGUUUCACCAUCUGCUUCUUGUCACAAUGAGACGCUGAACACGCUGAGAUUCGCAAAUCAAGCUAAAAAUAUAGUGAAUGACCCUAGAGUAAAUGAGGUAAGCUUUGAUUUGAGAAAAACAAAAAAAAAAAAUAAGCAAACAAAGAGGGAACCAAGUCUACCAAGUUUGAAAAACACUUAACUGUUUUUCACUGUCUAUGUUCUAAUUGCUUUUGAGGAUUGCGGAACAGUCAGGGAACAUAAGCAACAGGGACGGCGACAGCUACGAGAACGUGAAAAAAGCAAUGGGUCGGUUAUUUAAACGAAGUCUAACUUAAAACGCGGUUUAAGAAAUCUUUGGACCUUCAAAUCUCUUCCUAAGUGAGUUCAUUUAAAAAGAUAAAUGCUCUUCUAGUCUACACUAUAUGCUUUGGUGAAACUGUUCACGACAAAUGGUGUUCAGACAAAAGCGUUGGACAAACUGAAAGUGACUUAGAACGAGGUUUUGGUAAACACUGGUUAAACUCCGUUUAAAUAAGCGGCCCGAUAGGUUUAGAUUGGCAAAACAACAACUCUGCCCAUGCAUCACGCUUUUUUCUACAUUUCGCCGUCAUUGCACGACUAUGACGUUAAAGUGCCUAUUUUCACGUUUUGUGGGGAACGUGAACACAAGAGAACGACUUUCUUUUUCUGUUCCUAAACUUCGAUACACCUUUAGAAUUCAACUCCAGAAAAAUUUGACGAUUUGAACGAGAUGGAAUAAGCGCGAAAAAGUUUAAAUCAGCGCCAAUUCAGUUUUUAAAUGACGUUUUCGUCGCUGUCGUUGUUGUUAAGCUCCCUAGGUUUUACUCUUAAAAAAUCAAAUCACUGCACACAAAACGUGAUGCGCAGAUAGCUUGGAUCAACGCCUGCAGAGGAUACAGCCUCGCCCUCAUACACCUGUACAGCGAAUAAAUUCAAGAUUGGCUCAAACAUUGUCCUGACAAAAGGGAAAGGUUUACAGGCGUAGUUUGGGCUUGAGUUCAGCUAACUGCUUAAUAAAACCCCGUUCUAAGCCCUUUUAAAUUUGUCCAGCCAUCACACCUAAACAUAGUUUGCUGUUAUUAGCGUAAGAAGGCUUGCAGCCCAAACUAGAGAGCCCGUUCUAUACUUAUGUAGAGGCCCGCUGAGUCUCUAUGCCACGAGAAAGUCAGACUUCGUUUAAAAUAACUGGCCCUAAAUACCUACUCCGGAAAUAAUCUCUUGCUCAUAGAGCGCACCUAUAUAAUUGGUGCAUGAAAAUUGCCUAGUUUCUCGGCUAACGGAUAUAACCUCACUGCACCACGAACUCCCUUUUGACUGAGACAAGUUGCACAAACGCGCUUAUAGGUAUUCACCACGAGCCAUAAUAUUAUGGCUCUUGGUAUUUACGGUGCUUCAAGUAAUUUGCGCUUUGUAUUUUCAGGACGAAAAUGUGAAAUUGAUCAAAGAGCUCAAGUUAGAAAUACACACUCUGAAAAAGAGGUUAAAGGUAUGCUUUAUUAAUAUAUUUUCUUCAGGAUCAGGUUUUUUUUUAAGCAAUUGUUGUAGUAAUCCGUCCAUUCAUAAGUGGACUGAAUUUCUCUGUGUUGACAAGCCUGCUGCCUUAGUAAAAUAUGUCAGAGCCCCAGGCGCCAUAAUUAAUAAAUGAAAACAGAGAAUUUAUUGAUCGAUUAGUUCCGAACAUUAAACUUUAAUGUUCAUUGAAACGAACGAAAUGAAAUAAUAACGUAUUGAAUGCGUUAUCAUGGCUUCCAGGAUAGAACUACAGUUGAAUAGUUUUUAUCAUUAUUAUUAUUAUUCAUUUUAUUAUUAUUAUUAUUAUUAUUAUUAUUGGAAAGAAACUUUUGAAUUUUAGAGGCUGACAGUUUUCUUUAUUGAAAUGAAAUGUCUUUAAUUCGAAUAAAUUUUUCUUAGUUAAAUUAACUCUUUCUAAGCUAAAUUAAGUGCUUUUUAAAUUUUAUUAUUAUUAUUAUUAUUAUUAUUAUUCUUGAUUAAUAACGAUUUCUUAAAUAAGCAAGCGAAUAUUAACGUUAAAAGCCGACGUUUCGGUAUCAUCAUGACACCAUUCUCAAGGCAAAAUGAAUAAGUAAUGCCAAGAUUUGAUUUCUAUUUGUAGAGACUAUAGAAAUCAAAUCGUCGCAUUACUUAUUCAUUUUGCCUUGAGAAUGGUGUCAUGAUGAUACCGAAACGUCGGCUUUUAACGUUAAUAUUCGCUUGCUUAUUAUUAUUAUUAUUAUUAUUAUUAUUAUUAUUAUUAUUAAAAAAAUUAUUAUUAUUAUUAUUAUUAUUAUUAUUAUUAUUAUUAUUAUUAUUAUUAUUAUUAUUAUUAUUAUUAUUAUUAUUAUUAUUAUUAUUAUUAUUAUUAUUAUUAUUAUUAUUAUUUUGCGUUAUUGUCCAUUUCGUUAUACCCAGAGUCUAUCUUUAUCCUUCCAUCGUCUCCUUCGUGAAGUUCUUUUUGCUUUGUCUAAUUCGUGCUCCCUCACAGUCAGUUUGAACCUGGCAAUUAAUAUUACACACCCUCUCACUGUCAAUCUUAAUGGGACCCGCAUGACUUAAUUUUUGGGGAUUUAUAGGUGACUAUUUGCCCACUGGGCCUUGAAGAUUCAAAAUUAUCAUACUGAAGAAGGAGGUGUCUGAAGGCAAACUCCAAUACCGACGUGAAUCAGAGCAAUCCGCCACUCAAUCUGAUUUUCCAAUGACAUUGCAGUAUUAUUAUGCUCGGAAUACUCUAAAGUCAUUUGGUCUUUGUUUCCGCUGUGUUAAAUCGUGAUUGCGUACGUGCUCAAAUAAGCAUGUCCUUAAGAUGGCAAAAAUGAAUUUCCCAGCACGAAAACCCGUUUUUACCAACCGCAAAAGUAAUUCCCUGAAAACACAAAUAAAAAUCGAUUAACCGCAAAUUAAACUCCCGCAAAAAUUUCACUUCCCACCGUCAAGAUUUAAAAGUGUGUCCGGCCUCUAAUCUUGAUUUGGAACAAAGGUUUCUUUUAUCGGAAAGCUCCUUAUUGGUAAAGAUUUUCAGGUCUUUUCAGUUUAGAAGUCAUUUCCAUUCUCGUCUUUAUUCAGUUUUCCCUACUAAAGCGAUGUUCUCUGCUGCAUAGCCUCUUCAGCUUCUUCGAUCUGUUUCCUGAAAUUUAAAUCGAGCUGAAUGUUAGCUUCCGAAAAUUGCAGUCAUUUGACCAGAUUAUAAGGCCAAAACCAUCGCGAUUUUUAGCGAUUUGACAAGACCGAAAAUCACUGACACCACAUAAAGACGAGAACAGGAAAAAGAGAGCGAAAAGGGUAGGCAGAGAAGAGGGAAAAAAAAUGGCCACAUUCUUAGUUUUCUGGCUGCUUUUUUCGUUGGAAGUCUAUUUCGCUAUUGGUAAGUUGUAAUUCGUCUUACGCUGAAUAAAUCCACGCUAUAUGGAUUUUCUUUCGCGAUUCUUAAUUUUGUUAUUUGAAAGCAUUUCAAUUAAGACACUCUAAUUGUUUAAGUUGAAGUUUCUAAUGUGGCUUACUCUGUGGAAUUUCGAUGUUUAUGCAUUUGUUAAUUGGUAAUUUUGUCGAUAUCGGGGUCAUAAAUCUAGGGCUAAAAGUCACCAAUAGAUCAACUAACUGUUGUUGUAGUCGUUUGUCAUACUUAGUAGCGCAUUUAUCAAGAUUUCACCCGUAAAGACUAAAAUCCAACGAUCUGUACCCGUGUUAGUAAUUUGUUACGAUUGUGUUUCCUUUGCUGACGUACUUGAGAUAAAAUUAAAGACUUCAAAACAAUUUUCAUCGAACAAUAGCUUGCUGUGGGAUCAAAUUGGCUCCAACACUUUUUUCAUAUCCAAUUUAAUCACUGUAUGAAAGAAACAGCUUCAUAUUCAUGUAGAUAAUAAAACGAAAAAACCUUUCCCUUGAAAAGUACGCUGGAACCAUGCGGCGUGCUGAUCGCCAUUCUGUCGCACUCAAACUGUGGUUGUCGCGGUGACCUUUUCAGCUUUAUCUUGUUAUGAGGUUUUGUUGUUAACCUCGUAAGCCGACGCAAUCUUGCUGGAGAGUCGCCCCAGAACGACGUUUCCGUCACCAGCUGCUUGCUAGGGACAGGUGCUUGCUAUUUUCCGUAAUUCUCACAAAACAAACAGUUGCGCGGACUAAAUAAGGCGAAAAUUUUAUCGACUCCUCUGCGAAAGCCUUUAGCGCGCGUAAGGUGGAGCCUUUGAACCUCGCCGUCGAAAUACUGAAAACGGACAAGUAUAGAGGAUACCUUCAAACGAUGACCCUGAGGCCAUAAGCGGUUUUUUCUACAUGUUCCGGUUUUUUCGCUUCUCAGGACUACGGGUAUAGUUAUUAAUACGACGUACAUGUGUUGUCAGGCAUUUUUGUUCUCUUCUUGUUUAUUAUGAAAUUUGUGGACUUAAGGCCGCCUCUUCUGCAAAUUUCACUCUUUGAUCAAAUUCAGUUAGUUCUUUUGUUCACCUUAGACGAAUCUGGCAUUGUUCGGAUGUUUUGCUUUGAUCUAUCCCUCGAAUUUACAUGUACUUUCGUUUUUUGUUUACCAAUUUCUUAGCGCGUUUUCUUCUUAACCUCGGCUCGAGAUAUCAUAAACAAGGUGCACUCUGCGUUUUGUGUUCAUCGUGGUCGAAAUCUUUUUAUUCUGAUGUUUUGCUUCCUCCUUGAUUACCGCUCUUUUUAUGCGAUUGUCACCGACAUUCAGCGUUCUCGUAGUCACGUGACUAAUUUUGUUAUCUCUCCCCAUUAUUCAAUAACCUCAUUUUCACGAUGUAAUUCAAAAAACAAGUCGUUUGCUCAAUCUUGACAGGCUUUUAAGUCUAACGAGCCAGCGUGAUCACUACAUUCAAAGUUCGGGAAGAUCGAUUUGGUGAAAUUCUACCUUCAGCAAUGCGUAUUGUUCGUAUAUUAGCGUCGGCAGUCUUUCCACAGGUAUAAAGUGUCACAAACGGCGUACGUAGUUUUUGCUUUUAGUUUUUGUUCAACAUACACAUGAUAUCACCUCGCAACGUCGUAAAGUAUUUCUCAUAAACCUUGCCUUCGAUUUGCUGUUCAGAUGCGCUCGUUUUUUCUUCCCUUUUUGUCACCUUAAGACCUAGUUAAAAAGGACUUGAAGAGCGUUAGAAAAAAACAUGCACAGUUUUUUUCCCGCAGAUAAGUGCUAGCUGAAUGGCAAAAUGUCCUAGCUAGCCGAAUGGACCUUGCAUUCUCUUUGCUGUAUUCAUUUUCUUUUGCAUUUCAGAGUGGUGAUGUAUCGAAUUCCUCAGAGGUCGACAAAACGGAGAGAAAGCUCCAGGAAAGUGAGGAUCUCAUGAAACGUUUGACAGGAAUAUGGGAAGACAAGUGGAGCAGAACUCAAAAACUCAUCGAGGUGAAGUGUUAAAAGUCUUUUCGCAGGUUGCUUUUAGGCGAACACGUUUUAUUCAUUUGUAAAUUGUCCGCGGAUUGCUUGCGCCUGCUUUACCCUAUUGCUGAUGUUAUGUUUUCAAUUGCUAAAGGCUGUUUAAUAAAGCAAUAUCGAGCUUUUUUAAUAGCUAUUGAUAAGCAGAUAAAGGCUACGUCUUUGCGUCCAGUUUUUUAAACGCUAUGAUGAUAACACCGCGAGAGUGAAUUUAUUUAUGAAUUAUCGUUUGAAUUUUUUUUUUUCGCCUUUUGUGUAUAAAACAAAAUAUGUUAUUUUAGCGAAGACCACGAUUUGGACAAUACCGUGACGGAUAGCGUUUUUCUUUUCCUUUUUCCACGUCAAGCGGACAUGUAAUUUGUAUUGAUUGAAAUAUUACUUUUGCCUCCGGCUAGAAGUCAAUGCCGCAGAGAUAGCAAAACAAUUUUCAAGCACGUUCUCGACGGACUCUCGGCGUGGUUCAACAUGGCGCAUUAUUUUUUUUUAUUCAAUUCAGUCUUACGCAUUUUUUUUUGCUACGGUCAGAACUAUAUCUGUUAUCAAUUUUUUUGAGUAGCUUUCUCGAGUCAAUUAUAUUUCGAUCGUUCGCUCGAUCGUCUGUUUCCUCAGUAUACCCUUAAAUUAAGGGUUUUUUUUAUUUUUUAUUUUUUAUGUAUGACUUAAAUACGUUAAUUUGUCAAAAUUAACUGGAAAUGAACUAUUUUUUGAUACAAAAAGAGGACAGGAUCUUUCUUAAUGCGAUGCCUUGCCUAACUUGAAACUGGAAAUUGGCAGAUAUAUGACAGCAUUUUCGCAGCUAUUUAUUAUAAAGUCCAUUUAUAGGUCGUUUCGCUGAACCAAAUUCAUUGUCUUUAGACUACGUACAGCGUUAAAUGAACUCUUGGAUUUGUCUUCUGGAUUAUCAGAUUACCGUAAAGUAGCUGCCGUACUUUAAUUGCUAAGAUGAGGCAAUAAGUUGUGUUUUUUAUUAACUUUAUUCUGCGAGGUGCUUGGCUCCAUUACCAACUAAAAAAUUUUAUCUUUGAGAUCACGGUUCAUGAUUCAAUCUUGCCCAUAUGAUAUAGAUAUGUCCUUCUAUCCCAAAACAUCAUCAUCCAUUAGUCAAGGACAGUUAGCAGUGAUGAAUCAUGCGAAUGAGAUAUCGCUGUCAGGCUCCUUUUGUUUUCGGCUUGUGCUAUUAGUGAAGUAGCUUAAAAUGAAUUCUAAACUUAAGGGUUUUUAUAGUCGCACGGAUAGUUUCUUUCGCCCAAACCUUCAAAAUCUAAAAAGGCACUUUCGUUGCUCUUUUUAUUGUUUCCUUGGAGCGCUAAGUAGAGUCAAGAAUCAAUAGAAAGAACGAGUAACGAAUGAACCUUUUCUGCCGUUUUGAGUAGAAAUAACUUGACCAAUAUCAGGUAUCUUAAACUUUGACUUCUAUUUCUUUUCUAUUACGCCUUGUAACAAAGUAAAGGGGAGGCAAAAGGUUACCGUUUUCAAUAGCACUUUUAGUGGGUAUACAGCCUCAUUUAAUGUUUGAUCACAAACAUGACCCCCACUCCCUUCCAAUUUAACUGAAUCUUGCCUCGAGCGUCUGGCGCAAACUACGUCAAACGUUCCUUUUUGUGAUCUUAUUAGUAUUCAGUAAGGUUUUACACCAGUGAUAAGACUAAUCGCGCUGCAGCGUUGUGCCUUUCACGCCAUUUGUUAGAACGAAGAGCCCAUGGGCUCCUAUUAGAAUGCAAAAGCAUACAUGGUCUCUAAAUUGAGUCUGAGGAAGAAGCAAUACAUGACAAAAUGACCGAUGUGUUUAUUCAGUCUGUGCUGAAAGUGACAGUGUCCUGGAGAUUUCUUCUCUUUUGCUCAAAUGCACAUAAAGCAGUUUGAUUGAAAUUGUCAAUAUAAGAAAAACGUAAAACAUGAGUGUGUGGGCUCGACGUUUUCAAGAUGCUAUCCAUUUUCACGAGAGCUUUAAUUCCAUAACCAAAAACAUUUAUGACAUUUGCAUUACAUAUGACAUUUAUGAAUAGUUUAGUUGAAACUCUUCCUCCAUAGCGGUUUCCUUGUUCGCAGUGUCAAACUUUAGUCUUGAAUGUAGUUUACAUUAUGGACGGUUGUAUUUGAAUAAGAACAGUAAUAAGUCUGGUAUUAUACUAUGGAUAAACAAUGUCUGAUAAGAGACCACUUCAAUCAUGGUUCAAUCUUUCGCUGUCUUAGGUUUGCGUGUCAAAUAUUCGCCUUGCGUGUUGCUUACAUUUCACUGAGUAGGUUGUAUUUUUAUUAUGGCGAUAAAGCCACUUCCGUAAACUGCAUUUUAGUACUAUUUUUUGAUUUUGUCCAGCCUUUUAUGUUGCGAUCAAAUAACGUUACUUCAAAUUUGAGUCUAGUGUUAAGGGUUUUAAGAAAGCAACUUGAGCCAUGUUUUAAUAUUAUGGCUUCUGAACAAGUUAAACCGAAUUCAAACUGAGUUUUAGCUAAGAUCUGUAGCUUGAUUAGAUGUGAGUCUACCACUGAUCUAUCUCGAAGCAUUUCCGUUUGCGUGCCAAACAUUCAUCUUUCGUGCUGCUUACGUUUUUCAUAGGUUGUAUUUUAAUAACUUUUUCUCUGACCAGAUAAGUUUUCCAUUAUUGUUUCCGUUUUUAGCUUUUCAUCUUCCGCAAAGUACACAGUACAUAAUAAGCUGACUUUCAAACAGGGAAGUCAAGAAAAGAUAAUUGUAGUUUCUGUAAACGUAAAUGAUAUUAACACCUGCUUACACAAACUGCAAGGGAUUAUAAACCUUCGAGCGGCAAUGUUUUUCCAGGAGGCGCCAGUUAUAACCUUGAAUUGUACUUUUAUUUCACUGGCAACCUGUAAAAAUGUCUCAAGAGUUUCUUAAUUCAUAGUAGAUUGGAUAAUCGUGAGCAUGCUGAGUUUUUCGUCAUAAUUUGUACGGAUUUCUUUGAAUCGUAAUUGGUGCGGUGUUCUAUUUUUUUAGUUUUAUGUAGAUAGUUUUUUCUCUCGUUGUAUCUUCCAUGUUAAAUAUUUUUCAUUCCUUUUUUCUUGGCAAUUCGCUUCUCGAAAGGCAGAAAGUAACGUUUGCAAGUAAAACGAUGGCGUCAAGUCUCCUCCUCUUUGGAGGAUUUUACAAGUCCACCACUUCCCUGCACUCUUGUCACUGAGGCUUUCAGAAUCCGGAUUUCUUUUCUUGGUGCGGACACACUGAAUUAACUUGCUCUUUGCCGUCACGUGUGUGACGAUCACUUUUCCCGGGAUCAUCAUUUCGAGUCCUUAUGGCCUCCUCAGCGCCGGAAUCCACAAUAGGUCUGGCGGGAUGUUAGGUGUGGCCUUUUUUUGGUGAUACUCGUGAUGCAAGCUUAAAAUAGGAGCGGGAAGAGGGAAUUUAAAAUUUAAAAUAACGAGUGCUGCUGUUUGGUGAUGUCAUAUCAGAACCAACCUUGCCUCAUGAGGUCUUUUUAGCAAUUUUUCACCAUGUGAACAUUGCAUUUGGUUAUUAUGUAAGGCUUUUGCUUUGUGGGACUGCAGCCAGUCUCACUCAUACUAUCGGGAUUUUCUCGCACCUCACCGUGACGUUUAGGGAUAGGUAGAUGCUUUGAACAAUACGCAAAUGCAUCCAGCAUACGCUAGAUUGAAAAAAAAAAAAAAAACAAAUUUAGUGGAUAGCUCCAAUGAUAAAAUAUUAAGGAUUUAUCAGUGAUAACACGAGCAGCAUAAUAUGUGGAGUUUACUACUAAUUGUAGCUUCUUCUAAAAUGUUACAAUAUUCUCGUUUUCGUGCCGUUAUUUUUGUUGCUAUUUUAAGGAGUACCAAACAGUUUUGUUUUCGACGAAGGAAAACUUGGUUUCAGAUCGCAUACAGUCCUAUCCUACUUAGCAGGCGCCGGGUUUUAGGGCGGAGGGAGAAAUUUCGAGCACGCGCGCGCGGAUGAGGGAGAAAAAGAGAGUGGGAGGACUAACCGGUGCCAGCCACGCGGGCUAAUUCAAUCCCACGAAGGCGCUCCAAUAACCUAUGAUUAUAAAUGAUUAUUUUUAGUAUAUUCAUUCGAAUUUCGGGUUCGUUCGUUUCUCUUCGUAUAUCUUUGGCAAGGUCACGUCCAAAAUGCCAUUGGAAGAAGGCAAAUAUUCUAAAUGAUUUGCGCGCGAGUAGAUGUUGCGUCUUCUAUGUGUAUAUAGUUACGGGAGUUAUCGAUUUAAAAAAAAAAGAGAAGAAGAAAGGCGAAUUAAGGCCACCGUUUAUUUAUUGUCUUAUUUAUGCGAGGAUAGAAUGCACUGAAUAUUCUUAAUGACUCUUAAGCAGCUAAUAACCUACAAAUCUGGAUGAUGUGUUAUUUUCUUAUUUACGUGAUAAGAAAAAGUUAUUUCAGCCGUAUUUCAUUAUAGAUGAUGUUGGAAAUUUGUUCGUGACAAGAAUGAUAUUUGUAAAGGAAGCAAAACAGUGCUUUUUACCUGGAGUCGACUCAACAAAUAUCAUUUUGGCGAAAGUGGCACUUUCAUAAAAUAAAGCAAAUUUAUUUGUUCCGUUCUUUUGCCUUUGACAAACAACGAAAAGAAUAAUUUCCGUGAAUUAUGAGAGUGACAGGUAAUUAUUUUAUUUAGUAUUGCCGUCAUUUUGUCAGGUUUAAUAUGUUGUACAUAUGUCAAUGUGCUACAGAAUUGCGGUUGUCAGUAAUGUCAUAAAAUUCAAACGUCAGCUAUUGAAUUUGAUUGUAACGUAUUGAGUUUGUAAGAUACAGAGAAAAUAGAUGGCACUUUGAUUGGGCCGGGAGAUUCAUAGUAAUUGGCGUCAGAAAUUCUCGAAUCUCUUUUUUACGAAAGGAAAAGAAAAUUGAAAUAAGGGAAGAAUCAAUUAUUUGUGUCCAAGAAGACAACUGACGGAAGAAAAAGUCGUCUGCUAUCCUACUGGAAAUCGCACCGCAAAACGCGUUUUUGGAGACAAGAGUUUGUCGUUCGAUGUAAUGGAAACUACUGAUUCAGUUUUAGCUAAAUCGAGCUAUAAGUUCGUGCUAACUUGGCGUUCAGUGUGAUGAGGCUGGAAAUUUUAUCUUGCUGUGGAAGUCAGGUAACAUUUAAAAAGUAGCGCUUCUUUUAUGCUUAGUUUGCGAUCGCCUCUUAAUUUCGUUUCAAAAAAUUUUCCGGCAUUUGUCGUCUUCUUGAAUUAUGAUUAACGGCAAGACUUCACACUGACUCAGUCACUAACAAAGUUUCAAUGACGUACCAUAUACUGCGUCCUUUCUGUCCUGAAAACGUAAUGCUGAUUUUAAGUACAGUCAGUCAAAUACGCAACAAAAGCUAUCAAGAUAAAUCCACAUAGGCAAGGCUCCUUAGACAUAGGGACUUAAAGCUCCAUAGAUUUAACUGACUUCUAAUACUGAGCGUAUUCUAUCUUUGAUCUUUUUGAGAGCCGACAACCAUUUCAGACAUUAUCACUCCAGUGGUCAAGCGAUUUCUUACUCUAUUGCUUUUGGCGUCGCUUUUCUGUGCUUGAUUUUUUUUCUGUCCAUUUUUUUUAAUCAGGAGCGUGCACUAGCCGUCACAGAGCUGGGCUCGGCGCUGAAGUUCGAAACAGACGAGCCUCAUUUUGUGAGUCUUGGCGGAGGAAGGCUGAGUAUCGGUGUCACUCUUUGUCCUAUUAAACGAGGUAAGAUGCGAUAGAAAGGAAACUAUUAGAUCGAUGACGGGUUGAGCAAGUGCAAAACAACUCACGUCAACCGGAAGCGAGGUCUUUUCCCUUUUAGUGUGCCUUGACUCUGCCAAAUUUGUCUUUCUAAGUAUCCUUACUCUUAUUGAGACGAAUUGCUAGAAAAUUUUGGAAAAAUCGUUCCCCAAUACUUCAAAACGCCUACUUCCGGUUGACUUGCGUCGCUCGGAAAUGUCCUUACUUGAGCUCCCUAAUAUCUGCAUGCAUGUAACCAUGUGUUUAGUUCCGUAUAACGUGCAUGCUUUCUAUAUUGGGCCCCUGAUCACAUGCAUAUAACCGAUAUAAGGUUCCUAUUCUGGUCACAUCUCCAUGGCCGAUGUCAGAUCCCAAAUCACGCACGUUCCCGAUUCAAAAUCCCUGAUCACAGUUUUUGGUCUCUAAUCACAUGCUUCUUACAGAAUUGAUUUCUCUUAUCCGGUGCAUGUCAAAAAAACCCCUUACAAAAAGGUCAGGUGGAAAUACCCUCAUAUAAAAAUGAGCUUUAUUUGCAAGCAUCCUGUCGUAUUGCAUGAGAAUAAACCCCUUCUUCAUUUCGCAGCAAGCAUCUUUUGAAAAUAAAGGCUAGAGGCGAACUGGAAAUUGCCUUUUAGGUUUCAAGUGCGUGUUGCGGUUUUUACUGGCAUAUUUCCUAUGUUAAACAACUAGUCGAUAUUCGGUCCCUGAUAACCUUGCCUAAUCACAGUAUCUUGUCCCUAAUAACAUGCAUCUUACCGAUAUGAGGACUCUUGUCAUGUUACAGAUGAUUAGGUCUCUGUGGAUCACGAGGCUACGGUAUUAGAUGUUACCAGUGGUAACUCCCUGAUAACUUGCAUCUUUCCUACAUUAAAUGAUAAUCACUUAUCGAUAUUAGGUCCCCAGUCACAUACAUGUCUUCGAUGUAAGGCGAGUAUUUUCUCCGCUCAAAAGACGUGUAGUGAAAUGUGUGUAAAAUGGCAAUACUUUCUUUUCAGGUAAAACCUUGAUCGGCGUUUCAACAGACACGUGUAAACCUGACAUUCCGCUAAGAGGAAAAGGAAUAGAACCGUACGUUUUUGCUUACUUCACAAAUAAUUGCUUACUUUUCCACGCGCGUCGCGUCUCCUCGCAGGAGGCGAUUCCUCCCGCGCGCCUUUCACUAGCGUGUUUCACUCGCUUCACUACUUGGCUUCACAGGAUUGGCUGUGAAAACAAUAAAUAGAAAUAUAACAAUGACUCUAUCACUAAAGCAAUGGGGCUGCGUGUUACGGAGAACCAAUAAAAUUAGAGGAUUUUUAGGACCUGGGCACUAUCCCCCUAAAGGAAAAGAGGGACCAUUUCAAAUAGCCUGAGUAUCAGGCCUUCCUAAGGGGCUAAGGGAGAGGAGAUUUUAGAUGGGGGAGAAGAGAAAGGAAGGGCGUUUCUCUCCUUCAGCUCUCUCCCUUUUUCGCUUCCAUCUUUCCCCUUUUCCCCCAGAACCGUCUGAUAUUCACGCUAAUUUCAAAUAGCUCCCAUGACCACAAAUGGCAUUUUUGGUCAGGAGCCAAAUUAUGGCUCCUGCUAGUAGUCUAAUUUGACUGCGUGAUAAUGUCAUUGUAUUCACUGUGAGCGCUUAAACCUUUCUUUAGUGGACCUUUAUUGUGCCAGACUCUACAAUUAUGUGUUAAUUCAGCGUGGUCUCGUCACUGGUGGUCAGACUGCCAGGGUUUUCAAAUUGAAAAAAAGUAGCUGGAGGAAAUUGCAAAGUAGCCGGAACACUAUCGGCAACCUUGUGGAGUGGGGGGAGCAACCCCGCCCCUUCUGCCGAGAGGAAUGGGGAGCUUCCCCUGGAAAAUUUAAAAACCAGGGUUCCUUGAUUAAUGAACUUUAUUCCCUUGUAUGUUUUGCACCUGUAACUGAUUUUGUUGACCGCCACUGUACACUUAUUAACAAGGGUUAGUGUUCAAACUUUGUAAAAUUAGUUGCUUUCAAAGUAAUAAAGUUUUGCAAAAAUGGCCAGGAAUGCUUCUACAUUUUGCAUGAGUACAGUACUUAUUACGUUAUUUGACUUCUUGUAUCUCCAAUUGAAGUGCAAUAUAAAACUGAACUGUAAUAUAAUACCAUGAUUUCAUCAUUUGCGUACAUGUAAGUUAAAGAUAAACAGUUUAACAGUCGAUCAGUUUUGAAAGAGAGCUGCAAAUGAAUCAACGGAAUAACGAAAUAUUGCCGUAAAGUGGCAAGUAUUAUCACAACAAAGUCAGCGGUCUCGCUUCGUUUCUUCUUCGAUUCGCUGCAAUUCGCAGUUUUUCUCAACACUUGCGCUGUUGAAGCCUUUUUUUGUUAAAACUUCCUUCGGUCUUUUCUUGAAAAUACAUUUGGUGCAGUCAAGACCAUAAUGAGUAACAUUUCACGAGAAAGACUGCCUUCGCAUUCACCACGUGGAUGCCGCUACAGCUACGGAUACUGGUCAUUUCAGCCUCAGCAUAUUGUUUUAUCGUCACUUUCAGAACUGGAACAACACGUAAUAUUUGUUAACUCUUAUUCCUAAAAUUAUUGUUACCUGUUUCUCUUCGAGACUUCUCCGCAGUUGAUAGAAAAGACAACAUCGUUUGCUGCCUCCGCUUCAUGUUGCAACUUUCGAGUGAGAACAAAUCUGCUGCCGCGCCGAUACAUGCACGUUCAAAUAAGAGUCCGUGCACACGAGCAGACUUUCCCGCCAAAAAAAGCUCUCGCUUCGAAGAUCAGAAGGUACAUGUGAUUAUAGCCACACUGUUUUUUAAUUAUUUUCAGCAGUUGGCGUUUAUUUAUUUCCUCAAAAAGAUCAGAUCACGAUUAGUUUGGUGAAACAGAAUUGUGUAGAUUUGGAAUACAAAAAGUACCCGGCGCAAAUGCUUGAAGUAGCCGGUGACUUGCGCCGGGCGCCGGUUAAAUUUGAAAACCCUGGACUGCGCAUAUAUCGUGUUUUUCGUAGAACCGUGGGGUUGACCAUCUUAACGAGGAAGCAACUCUUACAGCUGCACAUCUCUUCAUAGAUCGAAAGCAGUAACCAUGGUAGUCUUAAAAGUUACAGAGAUAAAAAUUUAAACAGAGCCACAGUAGCUGGAUAGGACGUGUUUCUGAUUGGCUGCUUAGAUGUUAUACUCGUGCUGUCAUAACGAGUGAGUGAUUAAUUGGGAGCUGUUGUGAGCUGUAAAAUGUUCAAAUGACUUGCUCGAUCUGAUUCAAAUUGAAGCGCUAGGGAACUUGAUUGUGUAGUCGGUGCCAUUGUCUUAAGAUGAGAAGACACUGCAUGCGAUGUCAGUACCCUUUUAUUCCCAGAAGUGGCCAAAAUGAAAAUUAAAGAAAAAUAUCCAAAUUUCUUUUUGCUGAAUGCUGAACAAGAAAUAGCACCAUGUGAAAGUACUGCCAAGGAGGUUUCAUAUGAAUAGUCACACCAAAGGAUUUGGUCCACAGACUCAAAAGUUGCAACUACAGUACAUACUAAAUAAAUAGUACCAUGUGAGAGUACUGCUGAAGAGGUUUCAUUUAAAUGGUAACACCACAGGAUUUCAUCCACGGACUAAAAAGUUAGAAAUACAUACCAAAUAAAUAGUACCAUGUGAAAGUACUGCAAAAGAGCUUUAAUUUGAAUGGUAACACCUCAAACUCAAAUGUUAGAAACACCUUUCAAGACUCCAUCAUUAACUCUGUGGGUGAAAGAGUGUAGGGAAAGUUCAUAGUUUUUAAGCUGCGUUCGAUCAUCUGAUCUACACUCACCAACCUCCCUGUUUACAUUAUGAUCCCUGUAACUUUUACCGACGAAGUCUGAUGACCGCUUAGUGCAUGACACUCGAAUACAUAACUGUCUUUAAUUAAAUUUUCCAUUCCAAAAUUUCUCAAUAAUGAAUACUGAAUAAAUAGUUAAUAAUCCUCCCCUAGGUGGUGGUGUUCAAAUAAUUUCUUACUGCAUUCAUUUUCUUAACAACAAAUGUCAUUUUUCAACAGUGAGCACUGCACAGUCGAAUACAAUGGCGAUGCAGUGGUUCUUUACCCCAAAGCAGCCUUGUGUUCCGUGGAUGGUAUUCCAAUCUCUGAGCCCACCAGGCUACCCCAAGGUACGUAAAAUGUUUCCUUUCAAAAGAAAUCAAGAAUGUGUUUGUGGAGAACGAUUCAUCUAAAAAGCUCGAGUUCUCCUGUCCCUAUCCUUGAGAGGCGUGGAUUGCACACUACCCCAUCACUUAAAACAGACGCUUCAUAAAUAUCAACGCGCCAAAAAUUCGCGUUCGUUUAAGGUGCGUCAAUUUUUCAGUGUUGACGCUAACUUCCGUACCAUUUAAUUAAGUGGAGCGGUCAUUUCCGCGACUUGAAAGUUCUCUUAAUUUCAAAUACAUAAAUUGGAACGAGCGUUAAUUUCCCCGUAAUAAGACAAGUUGUCCCCCUUCAUACCCCCGGAGAGGAAGCCUUUACGUGUUCAGAUUAGUCUUUGGUUUAUCGAGCAAAUGACAUGUUAUUUACUCGCGUGUGCUGUACUAUUUUGUCACGAUAUCCUGCAACACACCAGCCGUGGAGUUUUAAAGUAGGUAGAGCUCAUUCUUGCUUGAUUCCUUCUUUUUGCUUGGAAGUUAUAAAAUCUAAAGUUAUUUGUCUUCGAACAUCUUGGGUUCUUUAGACCUAUGCACAUUGCUUUAUCAUUCCUCGGUAACUUUGUUUAUAUAUUUACGCUUCUAAUCAUCCACUCCCGCCAAAAGUGUUCAAGUUAAAUGUAAAAACCUAUUCACUCUGCUAAUUCCCUAUUAACUCUAUCACCAAAGAACUAGUAAUAUUGUUUGCAAAUAACCGUAAAAUCAGACUGGUGUACUGCGUAAAGAACCUGCUUAAAUCAGUGUGUUACAUUUGCGUUAUCCCUCACAGUUUUGAUCACCGCUUAUGAUAUGUAAAAUAAUCCUUGAUUUGAACUGGUUCAAGUAUCAGUCUUUUUGUUCACGACUUGUUUCCAUUUUAUUGUUAGGUUUUUAUUUUCAGUUUCUGCCGUUAAACUUCUCUUUGAGUGUAGAAAUUGAAAUUAACAACAACCCAAGAAGUAAAUUUAACUUUGUAAUUGCCUUUUCUGAUUUUUCAUGGUCAGGUCUAUCACUCACGGUCUGUAGUGUACUUGGGUUUGCUUGUAGACUGCAAAACGUCGUUAAAUCUACCAAAAGAGUUGAAAAUAUAAUGCACAUUUCACUUCUGGGUUGGUCUUGCUUUUAACGUUGUUUCACAAAACCGCCUUCUGAGUAAUUUGAAAUCUGUUUACUAUGAACAGUGUUAGGCCAUACUUGGCGCAAAAUAGAAAGAGCAUUGAUUUACGCUCGUGUAUGAAGUCCACUGCUUUCAACGCGGUUUAAAUAAUAACGACUCUAACUUCCGGUUAGUUUUCUCUGCAUUUUUCUCAGUCGAUUUUUUAUUAAACCUUUUACCUUUCCAUGCUGGUAAAAUUUAUUAUUAAUUUGCUUUGUUGUCUUGGAAACUCAUGUCUUUUCUUCAACUGAUGUGAGCCUAAAUUUAGCUCAGGCGGCGAUUGAUUGCUUAACGCUGUGACACGUACAUGUGUUUACUUGUACUUUACGAAGAAACUGUUUUUAGACUCGUGGUUCAACACCUGUAUGACAAAGGUCUUGUCAUCGACAAUAUUGCUUGACUUUUGAUCACGCUAUCUUUAAGCCUGUAUUGGACUUCCGUACCUCUAAGCUUUCUGCCAGUGCUUUAGUCAGGAUCUCCUGUUUGGGUUCGCGAGGAAAUGUUUAUGACCAACCGAACUUUCAAUGGUCUCGGUUUGGUUUCAGAUUAUUACCUCCUGCGAAAAAAAACCUUCAUCAAUUAACUGAAAGAGAAUGGCAUAGUUUUUUUGCGUUGUUCUUCUUUUCUUCGUAGUCGUAAUGCAAAAUCCUAAUGGGUGACUUUUCCAAACUAAGUGACUACGAAGCUUUUUGUUUCAAUGAAAAAGGUGGGAAAAUUGUAAAAUUUUGUCAGGUCCGUGAUUUGGUGCACUCGGCCAGUAUGUUUUCUCGGUCAAGUAUCAGUCGAGGAAUUUUCAAGAAUUUAUUUUAUGUUGUAGUUAAUCCACUGAGUCUUCAUCACGCGCAAUGUUUUCCUAUUUUUUAGGUUGCAUGAUUUGCCUGGGAAAAUCCAACUACUUCCGGUUCAAUCAUCCCAGAGAAGCAAAGAGAAUCAAGGAGUCGAAUCCAGGCAACAGAUUCUCCAUUGUUCCAGAUCAAUACUACCCAGGUAUGCCAAAAAGGACCUCGAUCCGAAGAGAAACGUUUUGUUGUUAGCACGGUCUAACAGCGACACAUUUAGCUAUAUUCAUAGUUUUUUCCCUUGGUACUUUGAACUUGUUACCUUCCAGGUUGAAUGUAAAGAUUGUAUACUUUUUUGAAUAAACAAGCAUCGUAUCGGCUCACGAUUUAGUCACUUGUGAUGUAGUUCAAUUGCUUUCUCCUUCUCCGCAAAGAUCUCUUUGUGUCACUGGAAAACUGGGAGAGGCGAAAACAAGCGCGCGCGUGGUUCAAGGGAAGGGGAAAGAGGAGGAAUGAGGCUCCCACCUUUUCGCUCCAUUCCCUUCGUCCCUCGCGCGCUUAUUUUUUAAAUUUUUUCUCUUUUGCUAAAAAAGAUCGUUUUCGCUCUCGUGGUCAGCGGCUAUGCAAAUUUGUUGGAGCAAAAGAAAGCUAUUUCACGAGAAAAAAAGUUCAAUCCCCGGCCUGAUUUUUUUAGUACACCAACAUGGCCGCCGCGGUUUCAUUGUUUUGUACACGAUAUAGCCGCCGUUAAUACGUCAUGUGAAAUGUUCUUUACGGGAGCCUCUGCGGCGGAAAUAGAAUCAUUUGCGACCUACAUGUACAUCACAAGUAACCACGUCGAGAAACGAAAGAUGAAAACCUUUUCCAUUAUUUUAGUUCGCCUCGAUGAAUUUGUAACGAUUUUUGCUAUAAUGAUCCAGUCUUUUUCCAAAGAUGCUUCACUUCAAUUUCGCAAACAUUUGCCCUUUUCUGUCUCCAGAUGUGGAGCUCGCCAUUGAACAGUAUAAAAAAGACAAACAAGAAAGAGAAAGACUCCAAAAAGAAAACGAACGUCUGCUGUCCCUGGAACACGAGUACAAGGAGGCUGUGGAGCGAAUCGAGUUUGAAAAAACGCAACUCGAAGAGGAGCGUCGACAGUUACAAGAGAUGGAAGAACAGCACAGACAAGCUGUCGAGAGCUUUGAGGAGGAGAUCGCAGUGCAGAUUGUAGAACUGGAAAGACAAAGAAAGGAACUUCGACACUUUGAAGAGGAGAAAGAAAAGCUCAUGAUUCUACAGGAAAAAUAUGAAGAGAAUGUCAGGAAACAAGAACAGGAACGCUCAAACAAGGAGAAAAGGUUGGUGUUGUAAGGGUCCUAUGGGUCCAUUUCUCGAAAACCCCGUUAGAAAAAAAGGCCCCUUUGAUAUUUCGGCCCCUAUGAUUUGAAUUCAAAUUCUAAACAAUGGUAACGCUAGCCUCGUAGGGAUUUGUCACGCAUUCCUCCUUUUGUGUUGGAGGAAUGUAUGACGAAUCCCUAAGGACGUCUGCGAGGGAGGCUGGUAGCUAUGGUAACGCGGGCUCGAGCCCAAAAAACCAGCGCAAACUGUUCCAUUAAGUUAGAGUUUUAUUGUAAAAUGACCCCUAUUACUCUUAGAUCUUUAAAGAGUCAACAUUGAUCCAAUGCUCCCAGCAUGAGUCGAACCUAUGACCUUCUGGUUUUUACUUAAGACCAACUGCUGUUUCACUGAACUACAGGAGACUCGUGGGUCGUAAGAGCUAAAGCCAUUAGCCCUUUAAGAUCAAAAUUUGAAUUCUCAUUUGUUGCCCCUAUUCAUUUCCUACAGAAGUAGUUGGGAGAAGUUGAUAAAAUAUCAGGCAAAUUGUGUGAUCGUGUCUGUAAUUCUCAUGAUCACUCUGUUUUACAAAGCAUUGAUAUUACAAGGAGAAAUCUGAUGCUGAUCACUCUCAGGGCUUAGGGGGUUGAACGCGAUUCAUUUGACGAGCAUCCUAUAUACUACUAAGCUGACGAACUAUCUCUAAGGGGCAGUGCCUUGGGAAUUCUCCCAAUAUUUUGAACAGAAAUAUGCUUAAAUCAUAUUUUAUUUCAUUUUUUCACUUAAAUUAACUUAAAUCCCCCAUUGAGCCCCUUCCUCGGAGGGGGGAGGGGGAAGGGGUCAUUUCUUUCAAGCACGUUUGAAGGGGGAUGGGGUGGGACGUUAUAGAGAGGAGGGGCUUAUUUGAUUAUUUAUGUUAGCGAGGAUGCUGGUAUCAAUUCUCCAUAAAAUUUAGAGCGCAAAGUGAAAAAGCUCAGGCGCAUGAAGGUCAUACACGCGAAGAUCAACAAACAAAUCCGAACUUCCAGCACGUGAAUAAAUCGUGCCGCACGUGAAGUGUUACAGUCGUGAUUGAUUAAAAUACAGUCUAUCAUUUGAGAAUAAAGUGGCGGGGAAGGGGGGGGGAGGCUUAAAAGAGACGUGGGGGGGGGGGCUUAUUCACUUUCCUCCCCGGAAAAGGGGAGCUUAAAUGAGUGGAGGGCUUAAUAGAGGAUUUACUGUAGAUGAAGUCAAUUUUACAUUUUUCACGAAGGAUGGGACACAACAAAUUUUUACCAGUUUCAUCGAAGAAACAAAAGAAAAACUCGAAAAUACGCGGUCGACUCUUUGAAAUGUAUAUUUCCGUCUUUUUCAUCCACGACCGAAAACAUGAUACUUACUUUCCCGGCACUAGAGUUCAUUGAAGUCUCCUUUAGAUUUGAAGGGGUCACUAAAAAUAGAUACGGUUUCCUUUUUCAAUUAAUGUAAACGUUGCCCCAUAUAGAGAGUUUUCCGGACCAGAAGUGUUGUUUAGCCCCUGGAUGGUGACUAAUAAGCUAAACAGGGAUCUUUCGUGAAUUUCACGAGCAUGCUUUAAGCCUGUAUUGAAUGUCUUGACAAAAAUAGAAGCAAGAAUCGCCAAAGGAUUACAAAAAAUAAGAAAUAUGAGCUGGAGAAUUUACUCAAAAUUUCAUGUAAAUGGCCAUUUCGAUAUCUGCCGAAAUGAAAUUUGUGUGACUCUGAUGGGUUCUUGUAUGACUCGAUUAUGUUAUUUACUCCGGAUAUUCUACCGAUAACUUCCGCCUGUAAUCUUACACGUGCCAUCUUAAAAUGUUUUGCUUCGUUGAAUCUAGUUUACUUUAUAUCUGGCUCUCUUCACUUACUCAUUGUAUAAAUUCUUUAACUGAAAUGUCGAAAUUUUGUUGUGAAACAUUGUACUUAGCAAGGAUUGUCGUAAUCAGUCCCUUUGUGAUUAGUCACAAGUUAUUGAUGACGUCAGUUCAUAUUGUGCCUGGCACGCGAUCUGGGUCAAGAUUCGAGUCUAAGGUUUUACAUUGACUGUCAAACGUAAUCAACUGUUUAUCUAAACUUGAGGUUUCUAACGAGAGUUAACUCAAACCUCUUCAGUUAUUACUGAAUGGGUUUAUCAUGCUCCAAUCCGUCUUGGAAAAGGUAAUUCUUAGAGCAGACAUUGUUUUUUUUUUUUUGAUCGGUGCAGUUGCUUGACAAACCGGCCACAACACAUUCAAGUCUUAAAAUAGUGUCGAGCAUCUCCAUUUUCAAUGACCUAUAAUUUGGAUUUGAAAAUUUAUAGAACUCUCAAGUAAAAUGACAAGUUUCGUGCAACAAAAGCUUUGGGAAUACGCCAAGAAUAUGAUUGCUUGAACGAGAGGGGAUAAUGUAUAAGACUUAAAGGUUUCUAAUGUAGUUUCAGAAAUUUUGCAAGUAAGUCAGCUUAUGACGGUAUUGUUGUUGUUUUGUAGGCGACAAGAAGAGUAUGAGAGACUUAAAGCCAUGAAGGCAAAACUAGAGGGAGAGGAAGGAACGGAGAAAGAGAGAGUAGCCAUCGAGGAGUUAAGACAACAACUUGCCCUUCAGGAGAUAAAUAGCCUGGAAGAGGAAAUGCUGACGUAUGAACGUCAACAACUUGAUAAUGAGCUUAUUGAAGAAGAGCGGAGGAAACUUGAGCAAAUGAAAGAAAGGCAAAGCGAGGUUAUUAAGCAACUUGAAGACGAACUUAAUGCGCAGAUAAAAAUACUGAAGGAGGAAAGAGAGAAGGAAAACUCAAAGAUUGAAAAGGAGAAAGAGAGGAUACAGUUAUUGGAGCAGCAACAACAAGAAGCUCUUAAAACUAUUGAACUUGAGAGAGAACGGCUUGACAAAGAAAGGGAAGAAGAAAAAGUGAGACUCCAAGAAGAACGAGAGCGAUUAAACAAACUGGAGAAAGAACGCUUGGAAAUGCUGGAGAACGCGGCGAGGGAACAAGAACAUGAGAAACAAAUGAUCGAAUCAGAGAAGAAAAGGCUUGUUGAACUUGAAGAACAGCACGCACAGGCCAUGAAAGAAAUUGAAGAGAGCAUGAUUUCGAAACAGGAUAGGAUGGAGCGCGAGCGACAAAUUGAAUUCGAGUUCUUCGAGACUGAGCAACUUCUUCUCGAAGAAUUGGAACAGAAACAACGUGAAGCUGGCCAACAACUUGAGCGAGAAAAGGAGCUCAUUCGGGAACAGUUUGAAAAGGAGCGAGAAGAGGAGCGAAGGAAGCUUGAGGAAGAGCACAGGCGAGUUCAAGAGCUGCAAGCUCAACAACAAGAGACGCUCAGGCAGGCAGAAGAGGAGCGACGCCGACUUCAAACUGAGCUAAAAAAUCAGAGAGAGCAGAUGGCGAAGGAGAAGCAGCGCUUGAUUAAUCUGGAGAAGGAAUAUAAAAAGAUCAGAAAUAAUGGCGCUGAGGCUCCUCCGCUCUUGUCAGCGUUAAAGAUACAGGACGUGUCGCAGCUUGGAAAGGGCUGCUCAUUCCAGGAGCGAAAACAGCGCUUAGAACAAGAAAAGCGCAGACUGAUUGAGCUAAAACGAGAAGCUGAACAUCUGUGGCACGUCAAACAGCAGGAAAGUAGCGCCGAAAGCGGGAGCAGUGGCGACGAAAGAACUCAGGAUAAAACAGCGCUCAAGUUACAGCGGGAGAAGGAAAAGAGAGAGAAACUAGAGCGCCAGUUGGCUGAAGUACAGCAACAAAAGAAUGCAGCAGAAGAUGGUGAAAAGGUGAAGGAGCUUGAAAAAGCGCUAGGAAUGGAACGCACGAGAAGACAAGAGAUGGAAAAAAUUCUCUCUGAAAAGCAGAAGCAGGAGGAGCUGGAGAAGGUCGCCGCGGCUGAGAAAGCUCGCAAGGAAAUGAUGACCGAGAAGGCUAUUCAUGAAAGACUCUCCACAAAGGUAAGGGCGUUCAUAAGAUUUUUUUGUGAUUUCUUCACUCUUUAUUUUGGUGCGUAAUAGAUAACUACCACUUGCAAAAGGGAGUCUAGUGUGCUUAUAAUCUUACUCUCCGACAAAGUUUCCAAAUUUCAUUUUAUGAAAUGCUGAAAAACAAUGCAAAGUGAUAUCAUUAGAAUGGUCAUACUGUAGGAUUUUCUCCACAGUUUCAAAACUUAGAACCAACUUGAAAAAAUCCAUCGUUCACUCGGGGAAUCAUGAAAGUUACUGAGACAUGUCAAAUAUGAGUUCAGCAUUAUAGAAAAACUCCAAUGAUGCAGUACUUAACUAUGAAGGCUAGGGAUUGAGCAUGGCUUACGAUCGAGGAACGUUGCAUUCAUAACAAACGGCAAACUAAGUAUUUCAAGAUGCAGAGAUGGCCAUGUACCUCCCCUCAGACAUCCGUGGUGUAGCCCUACAACAAUACGUUUUUCAUUGCUGAAAAACUUUACUUCGGGUAAAUCCAGACAAUGGAGAUCCUGUUAAACUCGGCCAAAGGUUGUGCUGAAGCUAAGCUCUCUGCUAGUAGGGAGCAGUCAUCCUUUUCAAGUCAAUACGACAGUAGUACCUUUUAAAAGCUUUACUACCUUUUACAUAUGUGGACGAAAUCCCAUAAUGGUACGUAAUAAUGAAACCUCUUUUGCAGAACUUGAGCAUUAUACAAUAUAUUUCUGUGGAAAUUACGAGAAGAAAAUUGGAGUUGUUUGUAUUUUUAGUUUGGCCAGUUUGAAAGGGUAAGAGUACGGGAAGGGAAACAUGUUUGCCCUGUAUUUGUUUUUAAGGGGAAAUCAUGGUCCCCUUCAAAAUAGAUUGUUUAAGGUGUCAUCGUCCUACUGUGCAGCCUGGCUUAUCUUCCGGGUAUGAAGGGUCGGUUAACCAUAUUCACGGAUACGGGUACAGCUAUUGUACCCAGGGCGGAUUCUACCCACACCCCUCCAGCCCAAAUGUUGCAUGUUAUGGUCUCUAAGUUUUUUUGGUCAUCCAUACUGAUUAGAGUUUUUCUUCUGUUUCACGUAACGUAACGCAACAGGUCAAGAACGGCACGUCCCAUCACGAAGAGGACCUCAACCUUGUGCAGCACCUUGUUGCCACUGGUCACGUGUUAGAAAACUGUCCAUCAGUGCGUGUAACCGCCAGCACCUGUAAGGGCUACUUGUCGAAAAUGAGUGGAAAACUUAUCAAAUCGUGGAAAAAGCGCUGGUUUGUACUGGAUCGACAGAAGCGUGCCCUUUGCUACUACGCCGACGAGCACCAGAAAACGCCUAAAGGGAUUAUUUAUUUCCAAGCCAUUCAGGACGUCUAUGUAGACUUGCCCAUGUCAUAUAAGGGCUCUUCCUUAAGGACUACGUUUUGCGUUAAGACUCCCCAGGAAACGUAUUACGUUGCCGCACCUAGCGGGCUGGCAAUGAGUAUCUGGAUUGAUGCUAUUCUCACGGGUAGGGAGGGGGCUGAUUUUAACAACUGA